AUGAAGGUACUUUCAUCGAAUUCGAAAGUGAAACAGUAUGAAAGCACUUUAGUAAUCAACAAAGUUAAAAAGGUCAUACACUUCGAAUUGAAUAGAAUUCCUGGCGAAGCAUCUAAAUCCAAAAUAUACAGAACGAAUCUAUUACAUUCAUUGCAAAAUUAA
Messenger RNA from Brugia malayi, 162 nucleotides. RefSeq lists its product as uncharacterized. Lineage: Eukaryota; Metazoa; Nematoda; Chromadorea; Rhabditida; Onchocercidae. The record is from RefSeq and is a predicted model, not a curated record. The transcript has 2 exons. Bases 1 to 162 code for a protein of 53 amino acids.